AUGGCUCGGUCUCCCGGGCGUCUCGGCUCUCUGUUCUUUCUCGGCGUUUUCGUUACAGGUACUCGAUGCGUUGCAUCGCACUCUGAUCUUCCCCCCAUCUGUUCGUUCUAGUUCAGGUUUUUGCCGGAAAUUGAUUUGUGGAUGAAUGCCGACUUACCGGUUCAUGUUCCCUCUGUAUGGUGAUUUAUUUACUUCUAGUGUGGGAGCAGUUUGUUCUUUCCCCCUGCAUCUGUUCUUUCCUGUAGUGCAGUUCAUUCAUUUUGAUUAUCUGGUGCGAGAUCUCUAGAACUCACCCGUUAAGACAUACAUCUAGGAGAAUAUUAUGAAAGCAAAACUAAUCGACUGCAGGAUAUUAUGUAUAGUUGUUUGAAAAACGGAGAUAUGUUUCUGUUUUCACCUGUUUACUCCCUCCUCUCUGCACCGAUGCUUAGUUGCCGUCUAAGACUGAACAUAUCUUGGUUGUGUGAAUGAACCGCUUUGAAAAUCACCUUCAUGAGAAUAACCUAGGCCACGUAUCAAUUCAAGUAAGAGGCGGAAAGAGCUCCAUAAGACCCUGAACCACGAAAUAUUGUGUAUCGGGUUUGUUGUUCAUUGCUCAGCUGAAUCUCCGCAAGAUGACUCUGGACUUCAGAUUGUAGGAUACGAACUUUGCUUUGAUUAACAGGCAAAUUAGGACAGCGAAGUAUAUUUUUGGUUAUCUUCCCAGUAAGCAAUGCCUACCAAAGUACGUCAACUAACGGUCACGAGUUAGCUGUGACCACCAUUUAAUCUAUUACGACUUGUCGAAAUGAUAUUUUGUCUUUAAUUCUGUAACAAUUUGGCGUGAGAUACUAUCAUACUAUGGAGCAAAACAUAGGAGAUGCUCUCUCUUUUGGCAUUGUUUCUGUCAAUGUAUGCAGCUCGAGACUGGAAGAGUCGAUUGAACUGUUAUUUUUUCCGCAGGCUGUUUAUUUGCAUUUUCAGCGGCAAAAGAGGAAGGUUCCAAAUUGGGAACCGUUAUUGGCAUUGACCUCGGUACAACUUAUUCUUGUGUUGGAGUUUAUAAGAACGGUCAUGUGGAGAUUAUAGCCAAUGACCAGGGAAACCGUAUCACUCCUUCGUGGGUGGCCUUCACUGAUAAUGAAAGACUAAUCGGGGAGGCUGCAAAGAACCAGGCACCUGUCAACCCUGAAAGAACGAUAUUUGAUGUCAAGAGGCUUAUCGGAAGAAAGUGAGAUGCAUUUUCACUCCUUAAAAUUUUCGACACAGUAAGAGAGAUACCCGUUGACUGAUUUCUGAUUAUGACUUUUCAGCUUUGUGGACAAAGAAGUACAGAAAGACAUUAAGCUUUUCCCAUACAAGAUUGUGGACAAGGACGGGAAACCUUAUAUCCAAGUCCAGAUCAAGGACGGGGAGACGAAGGUCUUCAGUCCAGAGGAGAUCAGCGCUAUGGUUUUAACCAAAAUGAAGGAGACAGCGGAAGCGUUCCUUGGAAAGAAGAUUAAGGAUGCUGUUGUUACUGUCCCUGGUAAGAAAAAAAAAAAACAGGUUGCUUGCAUCUGUUCACGUUCCACUUUUGAUUGUACUAAGAUGAUUUCCUUUCCAUCUUCUCCAGCGUACUUCAAUGAUGCUCAGAGACAGGCUACCAAGGACGCUGGCGUGAUCGCCGGUCUCAAUGUUGCCAGAAUAAUCAACGAACCAACCGCCGCCGCCAUUGCCUACGGUCUGGAUAAGAAGGGUGGCGAGAAGAAUAUACUUGUCUUUGACCUCGGUGGUGGGACGUUCGACGUCAGCAUUCUGACCAUCGAUAAUGGAGUUUUUGAGGUCCUUGCCACAAAUGGUGAUACCCAUCUCGGAGGUACCGUCUAAAUUGCGAUUAAUCUCCUGGAACAAGCAUUGUUUCCUUCGUGUUCUACCUUCAAUUCUUGCUGAAGUGUAAUCUCGUGGGUCAGGUGAGGAUUUUGAUCAGAGAAUCAUGGAGUACUUCAUCAAACUGAUAAAGAAGAAGCACGGGAAGGACAUCAGCAAGGACAACCGCGCCCUCGGGAAGCUGAGGAGGGAGGCUGAACGCGCCAAGAGGGCCCUGAGCAACCAGCACCAAGUCCGAGUGGAGAUAGAGUCGUUGUACGAGGGCUUGGACUUCUCGGAGCCGUUGACCCGCGCCCGUUUCGAGGAACUGAACAACGAUCUCUUCAGAAAGACUAUGGGCCCCGUGAAGAAAGCCAUGGAGGACGCCGGCCUGGAGAAGAACCAGAUAGAUGAGAUCGUCCUCGUCGGCGGGAGCACCCGGAUCCCCAAGGUACAGCAGCUCCUCAAGGAGUACUUCGACGGUAAGGAGCCCAACAAAGGCGUGAACCCGGAUGAGGCCGUCGCCUAUGGCGCGGCUGUCCAAGGAAGCAUCUUGAGCGGAGAGGGCGGCGAAGAAACCAAAGGUGCCCAUCUACAAUCAUCCAUCUUAUUAGUUCUAUUUCUGGAAAAAAUGAUUGAGAUGAGCUUGAAAUGGAUGAUCCGCCCAGAUCUCUGAACCUUUUCUUUCUUUAUUUCUUGUAUGAAAAAUGUGCAUCUCAGAUGUUCUCCUCUUGGACGUGGCGCCCCUCACGCUCGGCAUCGAGACCGUCGGGGGGGUGAUGACCAAGCUGAUCCCCAGGAACACCGUCAUCCCCACCAAGAAGUCUCAGAUCUUCACGACCUAUCAGGAUCAGCAGACCGCCGUCUCCAUCCAGGUACUUCCCACUUUUACCACCCCUCCCCCCCAAGGUCAACCCUUAUCAUCAUCCACCACCGGGGGUUUGACUUUCCUCUUAUCAGGUCUUCGAGGGCGAGAGGAGCAUGACCAAGGACUGCCGGUCUCUCGGAAGAUUCGAGCUCUCCGGAAUCCCCCCCGCUCCUAGGUCCCACCCCCCACCACCACUACCACCCAUCACCGGCGACAAAAAAGUCAACGAUCAACCAUCCUUAAUCGUUCAUUCUCGGUCUUCUUCUCCAGGGGGACAGCUCAGAUCGAGGUGACCUUCGAGGUGGACGCCAACGGCAUCCUGAACGUGAAGGCGGAGGACAAAGGAACCGGGCGCUCCGAGAAGAUCACCAUCACCAACGACAAGGGGCGGCUGAGCCAGGAGGAGAUCGAGCGGAUGGUGAAGGAGGCAGAGGAGUUCGCAGAGGAGGACAAGAAGAUCAAGGAGAGGAUCGACGCCCGCAACAGCCUGGAGGCGUACGUGUACAACAUGAAGAACACCGUCGGCGACAAGGACAAGCUCGCGGAGAAGAUCGAACCAGAGGAGAAGGAGAAGGUGGAGGCGGCCCUGAAAGAGGCCCUCGAGUGGCUCGAUGACAACCAGAGCGCCGAGAAGGAGGACUUCGCUGAGAAGCUCAAGGAGGUGGAGUCUGUCUGCAACCCCAUCAUCUCCGCCGUCUACCAGCGCACCGGCGGCGGACCCGGCGCCGGCGCAGGCGACGACGACGAGGACGAUACCCACGACGAGCUGUAG
Molecule: messenger RNA, 3467 nt
Organism: Spirodela intermedia
Lineage: Eukaryota; Viridiplantae; Streptophyta; Magnoliopsida; Alismatales; Araceae
Source: the annotation of a GenBank genome assembly